Messenger RNA from Fusarium proliferatum ET1, 381 nucleotides. RefSeq lists its product as uncharacterized. Bases 1 to 381 code for a protein of 126 amino acids. The transcript is spliced from 2 exons. NCBI's taxonomy places the organism in Eukaryota, Fungi, Ascomycota, Sordariomycetes, Hypocreales, Nectriaceae. The record is from RefSeq and is a predicted model, not a curated record.
AUGCUCUUCAACGCCUUCACCACCACUGCCAUCGCAGUCUGCUCUCUUCUCGCCGUUCCUGCUCUGGCCAACCCCAUUGACACCCUUCCCGCAGGUCUUGACUCCCACCUCGAGAGCCGAGCCAACGACAUCACGGUCAAGUUCUGGACCACCACCACAUGCAGAACCUCACGCUCCAGGAAGGGCUACAACAGUGGAUAUUGCAUCAAAGACCUGGCCUCGAAGGACCAUGCUGUUAGCAUGCAGGAGAGAAAGAGGACCAGCUGCCACAUGAUCAGAUACAGGGAGGGAAACUGCCAGGGCUAUUCCGAGAAGGGCCUUAAUCUCAAUGAUUGCUUCAACAUUGGAGAUGAUUGGAAGUCUAUGAAGUUCCAGUGUUAG